CGCUUAUUUUUAUUCUAUUGUGUUUCCUCGAACAGGCCGCCGCGACUAGCCGUGACUUGUAGAACGUGCACUCUAGGAAGACGGGCAGCAAGUGACGCGAUGGCCAAAGACGUCGGUGCUUACCUAAAGAAGCAGCAAGAGCAGGGGCCACCUGAGCUGUCGCAGCAAUGGGCCGAGUUCGAAGAGCUGUACAACAAGCGGCUGUGGCACCAGCUGACCCUCAAACUGCUCACCUUUGUCUGCAGCCCCAAGAUACAGAUUGGUCUCUUUCAGAUGUACGAGAACUUCAUUUCGGAAUUCGAAAACAAGAUGAAGCCCCUCUCUCUGGUCAAGAUUGCUGCCCAGGUUUCCCAGAGCAUCCCAGAUAUGGAGCAGCGGCUUGCUUUCAUCACCAAAACUAAGGAGAAGGUGAAGGCAGAUCCCGAAGCAGUGGUCCUCUGCAAUGUGCUCUAUGGCCAGAACAAGCUGGCUGCCAACGACAUGGCCAGUGUCAAGAAAGUACUGGAGGAGACGGAGUCCCAGGCGGAGGCUCUGCCAGGGGUGACAGAAGUGCACGGCCGCUUCUACCAGCUGUGCAGCGACUACCACCAGCAGAUGGGUGACCACCAGGCCUACUACAGGGACGCCCUGCGCUUCCUCGGCUGCACCCCGCUUGAGCGCAUUCCUCUGGAGGAGCAGCAGCAGCGUGCCUUUGCCCUGUGCCUGGCUGCCCUGCUUGGGGAAGGCGUCUACAACUUUGGCGAGCUGCUGGCACACCCCAUUCUGGAGUGCCUGCAAUGCACUGACCGCCAGUGGGUGGUGCAGCUGCUGUCGGCAUUCAACUGUGGAUCCCUGGCACAGUACGAGACCCUCAGGCCCUCCUGGUCCCGUCAGCCAGACCUGGCAACUUGUGAGCUGUCCCUGCGCCAGAAGAUGUGCCUGCUGUGCCUGAUGGAGAUGGCCUUUCAGCGACCGGGCAGCCGCCUCUCCUUCCAGGAGAUAGCCACCCAGACUUGCCUGCCGCUUGACGAGGUGGAGGUGUUGGUGAUGAAGGCUCUGUCCCUGGGCCUGGUGCGGGGCACCAUAGAUCAAGUGGACGCACAGGUCCACAUGCAGUGGGUGCAGCCGCGGGUGCUGUCACGUGAUCAGAUUGCCGGCAUGAAGAAGCGGCUUGACGCGUGGAAUGCAGAUGUGGCCUCUAUGGAAAAGCUCCUGGAGACCAAGGCACACGAGAUCAUCUCGAUUUAGGACACAUGAAUAAAAAAGAAAAUGGCUGGCUGGAUUGCCCAUUUGUAUAGCAGUUGUCUUCUUGCAGAAAUAACCCGAGUAGUUAAACUUGCGAUACGAUAAACACUUCUUGCCAUACUGCCAAUGAUGAACAGUUCUGUAAAAGGCAUAGGGCCCCACAUAAAAAGGCCUGGUGUCACUUCUUUAUCAUAGUCGGGAAAACGCUUGCAGUCGAAGCGAAACUGCGAUUCGGCCUAGUUUUUCAAAAAACGCCAGGCCUGCACGGAAGGCGGAGCACAGUCGCAGUGAAAGCUAGAAGAGCGGCUUUUCAGAGCCUUUUCUAAACACUCUUUGGGUAACUGCUUCAAGCACACUUGCUGGGUACCCACUAUGCCAUAAAUAAUCAUAAAUGUUGUGUAGUAGCCCAGUGUUCACUACUAUGUUAUCCUUUGACAUUCUUAGAAGCAUGGUAUCCGCUAGCCACUUGCUAGAAAUAUUGUGCAAAUUUUUUUUGCAGUGGCUGAUGACAAUGAAGAAUUAUGCCUAAAGUGGGUAUGUGCCACAGAUAUUAGGUGAUCAAGAACAUAAUAGUUUAUAAGACCACUCAAUUAUUGGCCAAUUACCCCCACUGUGGGUAUGAGCCACUGUGGGGAAUCGAACAAGAACAAGCUUUUGUAAUGGGUUGCAUAAUUAGACGACCCACUCGUUACGCAAUUUGCAUUGUGUGACGCCUGGUUGUACCUGUACUGUUCUGAAAUGCUUUAUUGAUCAUAUUAGCGUGAUUCCUUUCCUGACAAGUCUGCUUAUGGCAAAUUUGCAAACCAGUUGCUGGUACCGGUGUGGCUCAGUGAUAGAAUACUGGCCUGGCACGCAGCGGGCCUGGCUUCGAACCCCAUUGUGUCCAUGGUGCUUUUUAUUGGCUGUGUUCUGUUUUCUUGCGAUACUGGUUACGGACAUCGGCAGCGGCGGACAACUACGGCGCCGCACAUUACUUGUGUUCUGAUCUCAUAACAGUUUUCACUGUAAAAAAUAAAGUGAGUUGUUAGAUUGC
This is a messenger RNA of Rhipicephalus microplus (southern cattle tick), 2257 nucleotides long. It is a transcript of the gene Rpn9, whose product is annotated as regulatory particle non-ATPase 9. The record is from RefSeq and is a predicted model, not a curated record. Gene Ontology annotation, cellular component: proteasome regulatory particle, lid subcomplex; nucleus; cytosol. Gene Ontology annotation, molecular function: structural molecule activity. Gene Ontology annotation, biological process: ubiquitin-dependent protein catabolic process. Lineage: Eukaryota; Metazoa; Arthropoda; Arachnida; Ixodida; Ixodidae.